Trichoderma harzianum CBS 226.95 is the source of this 1489-nucleotide messenger RNA. RefSeq lists its product as hypothetical. The coding region runs from base 108 to 1052 and encodes 314 amino acids. The record is from RefSeq and is a predicted model, not a curated record. The transcript has a single exon. Lineage: Eukaryota; Fungi; Ascomycota; Sordariomycetes; Hypocreales; Hypocreaceae.
UCUCAAUCUCUUCUUUUUACGAGGUACCUCCAAUCGAACACAUGCUAUGCUUCUCACAAAUGAUUCAAUGCUGAUUAUAUGAAAGAUAUAAUUCGAAUUACUCAACCAUGGAGUCCAACUCCCAGGACAUUAUCCUUGCGAGCGAUGCCUCGAAAAAGAGAAAACGUCCCACAGAUGCCUCACAUAUCCAAACGGCGCCAAAGGAGCCGCCGUCUCCCGAGUUUCUAUGUCAAGAUUGCGUCAGUCUGGAUCUUUCACAAGCUUUCUCAGUCGAGGAUGCUGGCGAUGAAUCCGCCUCUGUUCCCUGGGGAUACUUCAACAACUGGGUCGUUGAUGUUGGCCAUAGAUACCGAGUGACGAGAGCGACGAACUGUAACCUAUGCCAAAUGCUCAUUACUUCUCGGGUCGAUGAAGGAGAUCCUGAAUUGCAUAGUGACCGAUACUGGAUAAGAGCGGUGUCAUUUAUGAAAAUGUCUGGUUUAGUUGAGGUUGGGUGCGAACAGUGGAAACCAAGAGACUUUCCAUUUCUAAUGCUGUUUUCCAACAAAAACUACAGUCUGAAAAAGAAUCGCAAGAGAGUCAGGGCUCUUAUUCAACAAUCUGGCUAUGCAGCGCUCCGGCAGCUCAACCAGCAACAGGCAGUACCUCUAUCACUGAAGGUAAUACCUCCAGUAUUCGAGUUGGCCAAAUUUCAAAAUUGGUUCGGUUAUUGCAACAAAAACCAUAGGCUACUCUGUCGCUCUCCAAAGUCACAUUUGUGUGGCACUCGCGUUAUUGAUUGCCAGGAGCAAUCUAUUACGGAACAUAAGCCCGGUAUGCCGUAUGUCGCUUUGAGUUACGUUUGGGGACAGCCCCAGGCGCAAAAAGCGGUAAAUGAUGGAAAGCGACUGCCUACUCAGCUCUCAUUACUUAUCCGAGAUGCUAUGGCAGUAACUCAGGCAAUGGGAUUCCGGUACCUAUGGGUCGACCGAUACUGCAUGAUCAAGACAAUCCAACAGCCAAGCAUGAGCAAAUUCGGCAAAUGGAUGCAAUAUACAGCAACGCCGAGGUAACUAUAAUCGCUGCAGUAGGUCAAGAUGAGAACUACGGUCUACCAGGAGUAGGAAAAAAUCGCCCAAAAACCCGGAUGGAGGCCCAUAUCGGCGAUGUCGCAGUGGUAUGGGCACCGAAGGACCCUCAAGCAAUAAUCAAAUCGUCCAAAUGGUCCACUCGAGGAUGGACUUUUCAGGAAGCGCUCCUCAGCCGUCGCCGCCUUGUUUUCACGGAACAGCAGGCUUAUUUUGAGUGCAAUGCAAUGAAUAUCUACGAGAGCCUCGACAUCCCACUCGAUAGUUUGCACAUCAAAGACAGAAGCAAAAGCUACGAGUACCUGCGACGUGGAGUUUUCGGCGGAAAUCGUAAAGCGGAAUUCGGCAGGCUUAUUCUCGAAAACCAGGGACCCAAUGAGGUUUUUGGUCGAUAUUUAUCGAAUGUAGAAGAGUAUUCCGCC